CGUAGCGCCAACAAUUUUGAGCAUUACCGAUUUCCCGCCAAGAAAGACCGUCGGCGAGAAGCCGCUCAUCUCCAUAUUCCAUCGUCUUCCAAUUCUUCUCUCCCGUCUCUUCUUGUGCUUCAGAAUUCCCAGAUUUCCUUCAUCUUCAAACCCUUGUUGAAUAGAAUGAAGGGAGGAACUGUCCAGAUUAAUUGGCAUGGCACUAAACCUGUUCUAACCCUAGAUUUUCACCCCCAAUCCGGGAUUUUAGCCACUGGUGGUGCCGAUUUCGAUAUCAAGCUUUGGUUGGUAAACUCAGGCGAAGCACAGAAGGAAGUACCCACAGCUUCCUACCAAAGCAGCCUUUCUUACCAUGGCUCUUCUGUAAACAUUCUACGUUUCGCUCCUUCUGGGGAAUAUCUUGCUUCCGGAGCUGAUGGAGGAGAGCUAAUCAUAUGGAAGUUACACACCACAGAAGUUGGUCAAACAUGGAAAGUUUUGAAGACAUUAUUGUUCCACCGCAAGGAUGUCUUGGAUCUGCAGUGGUCUACUGAUGGUGCAUAUCUUGUUUCCGGAUCUGUUGAUAAUUCUUGCAUCAUUUGGGAUGCUAACAAGGGUUCUGUCCAUCAGAUUUUGGAUGGUCAUCUACAUUAUGUUCAAGGCGUUGCAUGGGACCCCUUAGGUCAUUAUGUUGCUUCACUUAGUUCAGAUAGAACUUGUCGGAUUUACAUGAAUAAGCCUCAGGCCAAAACAAAAGGCCUUGAGAAGAUGAAUUAUGUCUGUCAGCAUGUCAUUUCAAAGGGUGGACAGCAACUGGGAGAUGAGAAUAAGACAUCCAAACAUUCUCUGUUUCAUGAUGAGACGUUGCCAUCUUUCUUUCGAAGAUUGGCCUGGUCACCUGAUGGAUCUUUUCUACUUGCACCAGCAGGUUCGUUCAAAUUCUCACCCACAUCAGAGUCAGUAAAUACUGCAUAUAUUUUUCCAAGAAAAGAUCUUUCAAGGCCUGCCUUACAACUGCCUGGUGCUAACAAACCUGUUGUAGCGGUACGCUUCUGUCCCAUUGUUUUUCACCUGCGGGAUUCUAAAUCAGAUGCCUACUUCAAGCUCCCAUAUCGAGUUGUAUUUGCAAUAGCGACUUUGAAUUCUGUAUACAUCUAUGAUACACAGAGUGUCGUUCCUAUAGCACUGGUUGCUGGUCUUCACUAUGCGGCCAUAACAGACAUUGCAUGGUCAUGUGAUGCCAAGUAUCUAGCGUUGUCGUCUCAAGAUGGUUAUUGUAGCCUCGUAGAGUUUGCAAGUGAAGAAAUGGGUUUGCCGGUCUCCCUUUCAGUAGAUAAGAAAGUCACGGAAGAAAGCAAGAACACCAAAGCUCAAAAGCUGGAUGGCAUGGUGAAUACUCCAACUAACAAUGAUUUUGUGUCCACGGAAAACAAAGCAGACACAGAAGGAAAUAAAUUAAAACAAGCAUCACAAAGCUCUCUUAAUACUCCUGUCCCAAGUAAACCUGUUAAGAGGCGCAUUACUCCCAUGGCAAUUGACCCUUAAUUGUAUUCUUGUGCAUGUAAAUCUUUUGGUUAAUCCAGAGAUGAUUUUUAUCUAUAAGAAAUGCAUUUCUCUGAAUUUAUUAC
This is a messenger RNA of Telopea speciosissima, 1607 nucleotides long. Its product is annotated as chromatin assembly factor 1 subunit FAS2. Gene Ontology annotation, biological process: nucleosome assembly; DNA replication-dependent chromatin assembly. The record is from RefSeq and is a predicted model, not a curated record. The transcript has 12 exons. Bases 166 to 1524 code for a protein of 452 amino acids. NCBI's taxonomy places the organism in Eukaryota, Viridiplantae, Streptophyta, Magnoliopsida, Proteales, Proteaceae. Gene Ontology annotation, cellular component: CAF-1 complex; nucleus. Gene Ontology annotation, molecular function: protein binding.